UGUUUAUGUCAAUGAUUAAGGAUAUUUGACCCUAAAAUACAAAAGCUAUGUAUUUCUUGUGGCUAUGUAUUUUACUCAGAGUAACAUUAAUAUCGGGAAACAGAUUUGAUCCUCAUGUUUUUCCUCAACGUGGACCCUUUUUCGAGGGAUGGUAUAUACGGUUAAUAGAUUCUGACAAUGGCAAUAGUAUAGGAUUAUUGUUUGGGCAAGUAUUACCUGACGUGUCAAAGAGUGUGAAUAACUACCCGCCUGUUCUCUGCAGCAUUUUAGUGAGAUCGUGUUCAGUAACCGGAUGUAAACUCUUCUCCCAUGAUGCUACUUUUAAUUCAUCUGACGUUAAAGUGAGAGUGAAAGGUAAACCAGUUGAUAAAAAUCCGGACAUUUCUUCACCAGCCAACUUUACUUGGCUUGCAAAAAACAGCGUUUCCUUCGUUUUCUUCCGGAGUAACGUCUCGUCCUCUUCAUUUCGUGUAAAAUUUGGAAAUGUCUCUCUUGAUGGCGAGUUAUCUUCCCCUAUUCCAUGGGGUCCAGAUGGCGAAGGACCUGAGGGAUGGGUGGAUAAAUUUCCACUUCCGUUGCAUUGGUUUGUAUACAGCCUUCGUUCAUCUAUUGUGUCGUACAAGUUCAAAAAAGGCAGAGAAAUUGUAUUCGAGGGGAGACAUGGGACUGCUCAUAUGGAGAAGAACUGGGGAAAAUCAUUUCCAAAAGCGUGGAUAUGGUCAGAAGGAAUUUCUCCGAAUAAUGUUACGUAUGUUGUAUCUGGUGGGCCUGUUCAAGUUGGACCCAUUCCCAUCACUGCUCAUUUACUUGGGUAUAGAAAUCCUUUAAAGAAUAUUUCUUUAGAUUUCCAUCCAUAUGAUAGUUACAUUUCUGCAAAGUAUGAUGGUUGCAGAGGAUUUAUAAACAUAACUAACAGUGCGACAUUUAACUCCGGACACGACAUUUGUCCGGACUUUCGCCAACCACUUUUCCAAAGAUAUGUGGAAACCAUUUAUUCCGGACAAAUGUCGUGUCCGGAGUUAAAUGUCGCACUGUUAACUGCAAAAGGACCUCUUCACUCAGUAGAAUUGUAUGUGACAGCGGAACUAUCCUCUUUUAGUCAAUGUUUAUAUGGACCAGAGAGUCAAGGUUUUCGUCCAGUUUGUAAAGAGACAUAUGAUGCAUCGGCCACAAUAUAUGUCUACAGACUCAACAUUCUCAUCGACAAGCAGUUUCUCAGCAGUGUUGCAUUAGAAUUCGGUGGAGAAAAUGUGUGUGGGGGCUGUACGUCACUUAAAAAAUAAAAUGCUUUCUUUCUUUGUUA
Messenger RNA from Saccostrea echinata, 1303 nucleotides. RefSeq lists its product as uncharacterized. Gene Ontology annotation, molecular function: tocopherol cyclase activity. Bases 48 to 1283 code for a protein of 411 amino acids. The record is from RefSeq and is a predicted model, not a curated record. NCBI's taxonomy places the organism in Eukaryota, Metazoa, Mollusca, Bivalvia, Ostreida, Ostreidae. The transcript is spliced from 3 exons.